This is a messenger RNA of Polistes canadensis, 964 nucleotides long. It is a transcript of the gene PCNA, whose product is annotated as proliferating cell nuclear antigen. Gene Ontology annotation, cellular component: PCNA complex. Gene Ontology annotation, biological process: regulation of DNA replication; mismatch repair; translesion synthesis. The record is from RefSeq and is a predicted model, not a curated record. Lineage: Eukaryota; Metazoa; Arthropoda; Insecta; Hymenoptera; Vespidae. The transcript is spliced from 4 exons. Gene Ontology annotation, molecular function: DNA binding; DNA polymerase processivity factor activity. Bases 84 to 866 code for a protein of 260 amino acids.
CAGCGUUGCACUUGUUGCAUUAGAUUGCGAUACUAAUUUCAUUUGAAAUUCAUUCAAGUUGAAUAAAUUUUGUUCUAAUCAAUAUGUUCGAAGCACGUUUAGUACAAAGUGCGAUCCUGAAGAAGGUGUUGGACGCUGUAAAGGAUCUUCUAUCUGAAGCAACAUUUGAAUGUUCUGACUCUGGAAUUCAAGUACAAGCUAUGGACAACGCUCACGUCUCUUUGGUUUCACUUAAUUUAAGAAGUGACGGUUUUGAUAAAUACAGAUGCGACAGAAAUUUGUCCAUGGGGAUGAGCAUCGCAACAAUGUCCAAGAUAUUACGAUGCGCCGGUACAGAAGAUACAGUAACAUUGAGAGCAUGGGACAACCCAGAAGUAAUUGCUUUUGUAUUUGAAUCACCAAGCAAAGAAAAACUUGCCGAAUAUGAAAUGAAACUUAUUAAUAUGGACCAAGAACAUCUUGGUAUUCCUGAAACUAAUUACUCUUGCGUAGUCAAGAUGCCUUCCCAGGAAUUUGCUCGUAUCUGUAGAGAUUUGAGUCAAUUUGGGGAAUCAAUAACAUUUGCCUGCUCUAAAGAAGGUAUUAAGUUUACAGCGUCUGGGGAUCAUGGAACAGCUAAUGUUAAACUCGCACAAACUGCAGAGGCAGAUAAAGAAGAAGAUGCGGUAAUAGUUAACAUGCAAGAGCCGGUUAAGUUAACAUUUGCUUGUCGUUAUUUAAAUUGCUUCAUAAAGGCGAGUCCUUUAUGUGCACAAGUACAACUUUCGAUGUCUAGUGACGUUCCGUUAGUAUGCGAGUAUAAGAUUGGAGAUAUUGGUCACAUUAGGUAUUACCUGGCACCCAAGAUCGACGAAGAUGAUAAUUAGGAAAAACUGUCAUAUUGAAAAUUUGUCCUGUCGUAUUAUUCAAUUUUGUACAUGCCUGUAAUUAUCACAAUGAUAAUGGUUGUUCCUUGUUUACAUAG